ACACACACCGGACUGGACUUAGUCCUCCAUUUUAUCCCCCUUUCAUUGAGGUAUUUAAAUCUUUCCGUCCAUAGACGAGUUGUUGUUUCGAGUAUAAACAGUUUUUUUUUUUGGAAACAUCUUGAUCCGCUUCGUAGUUUGGUGUGUGCGUCUGUUAACCGCCCUUUUUUGUUUUCAUCCGCCAAUUAAAAACAAGUUGUGGUUUGUUUGGACAAGUUGAGGCAAAUUGCAUGCCAAUCAAGGACUAAAUUUCACAUGGUGUACCGUGCCACCACCUAUUAACCGAGUUUUACGUUUGAUCAAAGGGUCUGGUCAGGUGUAAGGUCCUAUGCAAUUCGUUUAAGAUUGUUUAAGGGGAACAGCACGCAACAUGGUGACACUGACAGCUAUCGUCGCUCCUCUCGGUCGGCAGAUCCACAGACAUCUGCUAAAACAUGUAAGGAGCCAGCGUUUGAUACCUGCUCGGGGUUGUAGCCUGUCUGCCUGCUCAAGCAAAUUUGCUUUGACUCAAGUGCACCCGAUGUGGCAGGAGCCACUCGAUAUUCCCGGUGGAGACAAACAGUCACCCAUUGACAUCGCGGUGCGCAAAAGCGUCUUUGACCCGCGACUGAAACCCUUGAAAGUGCAGUAUGACCCCAGAAGCUGCCAGCAGAUCUGGAACAACGGCUACUCUUUCCUAGUCGAGUAUGACGACACCACCGACAAAUCCACUUUGCAGGGAGGACCGCUGGAGGAUCAGUUCAGACUGUGCCAGUUUCAUUUCCACUGGGGUGAGACCAAUGCCUGGGGCUCAGAGCACUCUAUAGAUCGACGCCUUUACCCCGCUGAGCUUCACCUGGUCCACUGGAAUUCUGAUAAGUACAGUUUGUUCGAAGAAGCUGUUGUGGAGGAAAAUGGAUUAGCUGUUAUUGGAGUUUUUCUGAAGGUUGGAAAGAGGCAUGAGGGUUUGCAGAAACUGGUGGAUGCCUUGCCUGCCGUAAGACACAAGGACAGCCUGGUCGAGUUUACCAAGUUCGACCCUGCAUGUCUUCUCCCGAAGAACAUUGAUGACUAUUGGACAUACGCAGGCUCUCUGACCACUCCUCCUCUUACCGAGGCCGUGACAUGGAUUUUAAUGAAACAACAUAUUGAAGUCAGCCAUGAUCAGCUGGCGGUGUUUCGCAGUUUGCUGUUCACAUCUGCAGAGGAGCAGGAGCAGAGGAGUAUGGUCAACAACUUCCGCAUCCAGCAGGAUUUGAAGGAACGGACCAUCCGUUCCUCUUUCACCCCCUUCAUGCAAGACGCUCCUCCUAUGGAGUAACAUCCAACGAUUCACAACCUUACCUCCAAAAGAAAAAUAAACUAGGUCAUAACAUUCAUCAAGGGUUACUGAUAUCAAUAAGGUCUUAAACUAGAUUAUGCAAUGCUCGGUAUCAUUUUACCCAAUUCGUGAAACUGGUUGAAAGGGAUUAACAAAAUUAUAGGUAAGGACCUGUUAUACAACAUACUCAAGUUACUGUAGUAUGUGAAGGUUGCUCAUACAUGCCAUUGUCACUUUGAAUCCAGUACUAUUCAGUACAAAUACAGCAAAGUAUUGUAAUUUCAAAACAUAACACGCAUUGCCUCUGUCAGUUUAUUGGCUAGAUAUGUCCAUGAUUGAGGACAAAAUGCCCCCUCUUGUGGACAACUGACAGAUUACAAUACAUGCCUUGUUUUGAGGCACUGUUUUAUUUAGUAGCUUUUAAUAUUUAGCUGCUAAUCUAACUUGUUUACUGAGUUUUUUUUAAGCAUAAAGCUGCACAAUGCAAUGAUUAUUAUUUUUUUUUUUAUGUUAAACAAUCGUUUUAACAAAGUAUUUUAAGUAGAACUCCUCAACAUCUGUAGAGUUUGAACAUUGCAGUUUAAUUAAGACUAGAAAUGUAGUCUUUAUGAAAGUUGCAUUGUCGAUUAAGAGAGAUUAGGUGGAGUAUAUACGCACAAUUGUUUAAAUCAGUAGCAUUACUGUACUUUAUAUAUUUACUUCAAUGAUAAAAACAGAUUAUCCUCACCCAUAGUGCCUUUUUGUAUAUAAUGAAUGAUUUAUAAUUUGUGCGACUUAUCAGAUUAUUGAUAAAUGAAACAAUGUGAUUGGCCACAUUUGCCUAUGGGUAAACUGUAGGUGCCUACAGUACAAUAUUUUCGUUUUAGGAUUUGUUCAUCUCAUUUCGUAGACCUCAUGUUGGGCUCGUGUUCAUCAUUGUGCUGUCGUGUUAUUAAUUCAUCUGCAUUAAAUGUGUAUAUGUAGAUAGUGUUUGUCUCUAAUGAUGUCUUUUAGUAUUUGUUCUGUUUUUUAUUUCAUUUAUACUUUCAUGAGAGGGACCUUAUUUCUCCAUGAGAGGUGCACACGAGACCACUAAUAAUAUACAAUUGGGAACUACAUCAAGACCAAUUUAUAUUUCUGUUUUUGUGCUUUAUUGCAUUCCUUUUUUUUUUAAAUCAUUACUUUUGUUCAUAAGUUGUAGGAAAUGCAUCGUGGCGAGUUAAUAUGUAGAAAUAAGCUACAAUGUUAAAUUUGUAAAGCGAGGUGCAAAAAGAGCAGAAGUUGCAUGCCGUUUUUGAACAGACGCUGGUCUUUUGUGAUGGUUGAAUAGCAUUGUCCCUGUAUAAACUCUCCCUAAAAUGGCCUCUUCUCUGAAUGGGUUCUCUUCCCAUUGGUUUGAAAUUCAGAGUGAUACUAAGUAGAUUUGAAAGCUGGAUUUGUACUGUACAAACUCCGGGCUAUGGGAUGGCUGGGAUCUCAUCCCUCCACCUGCAUAAGUCCGCAGCCACAUUCUUUCGCAUCAGGGGGCAGGAACAAUGUUUUCUUAUUGAAGCUGGGGUGAAUAGCUUGUGGAGACAUCUUUUGUCGUUGGCUUUGAUAAAUGAACGAAAUGAUUCAUCUUAUGAAAAUGUUUUUUGUACCCUCUUCUGGAAAAUUUGUUAACUCAAGGUUUCUCAUUUCAGUACAAAUGAUGAAUUAACACUAUAACUUCAUAAUACAUGCAAACCUUUUGAUGGCAUAAUGUGUGCAAAAUAUUAUCUUGUAGCUUUGUAUUUGGAAAUUGAAUCUUUUCCAUCACUUUACUUUGGGCCAUGGGUCCCUACUUGGGUCACUACUUGUUUGACUUUUGGGCGGAUACAAAUUUGUGCCCCAGGGUUUUGUGCAGGAUGAGAGGGUUGCGCCGGAGGUUUAUGGAAGCCUCAUACCAGCAUUCACAGCAUGCACCAGAUGCUUGUUAGGUCCGGCACAGCUGCACUAUAAGGUGCAUGUUUUGGUGCACUAUGCACAGGAGGGACUGACAGCCCCAGGUUGGAAUUUCAACAAAUGUGUAUCGUAACCUCUCAUUCAUGCUGUCUGAAUUGUGUUAGUAUAUUUGUAAAUUUUAUGUGUUAACAUGAAAUAAAACUUUUUGAGCUCA
Messenger RNA from Paramisgurnus dabryanus, 3416 nucleotides. It is a transcript of the gene ca5a, whose product is annotated as carbonic anhydrase Va. The record is from RefSeq and is a predicted model, not a curated record. Lineage: Eukaryota; Metazoa; Chordata; Actinopteri; Cypriniformes; Cobitidae. Gene Ontology annotation, molecular function: zinc ion binding; carbonate dehydratase activity. Gene Ontology annotation, cellular component: mitochondrion; cytoplasm.